Trichomycterus rosablanca is the source of this 4243-nucleotide messenger RNA. RefSeq names its product SITS-binding protein. Gene Ontology annotation, biological process: carbohydrate metabolic process. The coding region runs from base 198 to 2279 and encodes 693 amino acids. The transcript is spliced from 10 exons. NCBI's taxonomy places the organism in Eukaryota, Metazoa, Chordata, Actinopteri, Siluriformes, Trichomycteridae. The record is from RefSeq and is a predicted model, not a curated record. Gene Ontology annotation, molecular function: hydrolase activity, hydrolyzing O-glycosyl compounds.
CACAGAGCAAUGAUCUAACCUGACUCUUCUGCUUCUUUUGCGCGCGUCUGAACACGUUUUCCAUGCUCAUACGAAGAUCCAAAGUGUAAGAACGCAUUAGGAAGACGCGCUCUUUUCGGCUGUAACUGCCAUGGCACGGUGGAGGAUUCGUGUAAGCUUCUCGAUUGAAUAAACUCGUUUACUAGUUCGAUUCAGCCAUGCCGCACGGGAGAACCAGGAACCCGAGCCCCAUCCCGGAGGUAACAUGGGACACGGGGCUCAAAGAGAUGAACGAGACGUGGAAAGGGGCCGUGGCGUGCCUCGGAGUUGCCGUUUUCUUUGUCAUGACCAUUGGCAUAAUUUACUGGCAAGUGGUGGACCAGCCCAACAAGAACUGGAUCCUGAAGGGCAGUUUAAGCGGGCUGGUGUGGGAGCGCAGGACGCACUCGCUGCUGGUGCAGACGCUCACUGAGGAGAAGACCUUGGUGCAGAUCGAUGUGGGACACGCAGGUGGUGCAGACACAGACGUACCGUUUGUGCGCAAUCUCUGCUGGCUUAACAAGACCGAAUUCUGUUACACCUGGGACUCGGUGGCUGAUGUAAGGAUCUCUCUGAACACUGGGGACCAGACUGAGACCGGUACCGAGUGCUACAGUAUGACCUGGACCCCGGUGCAUUGCCAUGUGCAGCUCAAGGAUUGUUUUUCCAUGCUAAACGUAUCAUGGUACGGUGGGGGCAGUGUCCACGCGCCAAGGUGGCCAAUAAACGAUGUGGAUGUUUCAAUGCAGCCCUUCACUGUCAGUGACCUACAUGAUAACCCUACAGGAUUUGGUUCAGUCCUAGAGCGAUACUUCCUGGGCUCAUCAGGUGUGGCAGUACUGGUGGCCCCAGAUAUACCACUGCAUGUAGGGAUGGAAAGCAGGCAGCAGUUUUGUCUCCAAACUGCCAGUAUGGAGCAAAGGCCUCUUCAGUACACUGUCUGUGUCGGACACAAUGUCAAAGCCGUUUACCAAGAUUCAAUACAGCUGCUCUCUACACCUAUACGAGAACUGCCCAGCAUGGAUGUCUUAAGGCUGCCUUUCUGGAAACUUCCAGCCACUGUGGACUUAGAGGCAAAGAUUGAAAGGGAGCUGAGAACAUUUUCUAACCGGCUAAAGAGGCACCAUCUAGGGGAAGGGGUCAUCAGCCUAGAUGAACAUUCCACCUCUCUCCUUUCCAACAUGGACCAUGAUUACUAUGAUGGCAAGAGAAUAACGUCAAAGAGACAGAGCAGGGACCUCCCUUUUGUGAAGCUUCUGAACAUUUCCAUAACCUUGUCACCAUAUUUAAGCGUGGACUCAUGGCAGUUUCAGACCGCCAUACAGGACGGCCUGCAGAACUACUGGCUCAGCCUACCCUCUGGCCCACAGGCUCGGAUGGUUCCACUAUUAACUCAGUGGAGAGGAAAGUACUGUGUUAAGCUGAACAUCACCAACCCAGAAGCAACAAACUGGUUCUUGGAGAGAGUGAGCAGUCUGCAUAGUCGCCUGGGUAUGGAGUACAUUAUGCUGGAAGGUGGAGAGGGAAACCCAUUUGAGGAACAGGCUCUGCGUACCCCCUCUGCCCUCACAGGAGAUGAGUACAUCAGGCUCUUGGCACACCUUGCUGAGAACAUAGGGCAUAACGCCAUUGUGAGCACAGGAACAAGGUCCAGUCACAAGCCUUUAUUCAUCCAUAUGAGUGCACUGCAGUCUGACUGGAGCUAUGCUGGUCUUAAAGGCAUCAUUCCAUCUCUGCUGCAUUACAGCCUGCUAGGCUAUAAUUUCUUCAUUCCCGAUGCAGUAGGAGGCUCUCUUUCCACUGAGAUGGUCAUGGACAAUGAGCUCUUCAUUCGCUGGCUGGGAAUUGUGGCAUUUCUUCCUGUUCUUAGCUUCCAGACACCUCCAUGGGCAUCAGGGGAGGACCAUGUCCUUAACUUCACAAGAAAGUAUAUAGCUAAGCACCAUGAGUUUGUAGUGCCUCUGAUAGAGAAAUAUGCAGAGGAGUGGCAGGCCACUGGAAACCCCAUCUACCGACCACUGUGGUGGAUCAGUCCUGAUGAUCUGACCACUUUUAAUAUCGAUGAUGAGUUUCUCAUUGGAGAUAAGGUCCUCGUGGCCCCCAUAACUGAAAAGGGAACCCUGCAGAGAGACAUUUAUCUUCCAGGGAGUGAUCUUCAGUGGCAGGAUGCCAACAACGAUAAAGUGUUUGAUGGAGGGACGCUGCUUCAGAGUUACCACAUCGGUUUAGAUGUGCCUGUAUUCAUACGAAAGACCUCCUGAGGCCAAGCUCACUGACUAUCACAAGGCUGAUUUUCUAUUUUUUGAAAUUUUUACACUUAUCCACAUCUCAAGUUGCACUUUCCAUAAAGACCAUUCUCUGUGUCUCAAGCCACAGCCCUUUGCUUAUGUACAAUAUUUUCUUUUCUAUUUGCACUUUUGAAAUUAUUUAUAACUGUUUUUUAAUCCACUUGGCUUCAUUUCUCUGCUGGUUCUUCUGCUCUGUUUUUCUACUUACAUUGUUGAACUGUGGUUUACACUUGAUAAAUUCUUACCACCUUAAAAGUUGAUCUGUUUUCACCUGUCAUCAAAUGGAUAAGACAUCAAUAACCACUUUCUUCACUCUCUUAAAAUGUAUGAUUUAUGAGAUUAUUUCUAAAGAAGACCAAACGAUCAUUGAGUAGAGACUUCCUGCUGAGGAGAAAGCUGUAAGGAAGAACCCUCCUGCUGCCACCAGAGUAAACACAGUUUAACAUCUGUGUACUGAGCAGGCUUUUCACUUAGAUUCUGCUAGCUAUUUUAUUUUACUUGUACCUCAAGUUUAUUGUUUCUAUGUUUAAUAUAAACGUGAAAGAACCCAAAAGCACUUCUUACCAAAAGAACCCAAAAGCACAAAUGCUACAAGGUAGUCACUUUCAAUCCAAUGCUACGGUUUAGCAUCUAUAAAGCUGCACAGUCUUACAACAGGAUACUCGUGAAAUAACUUUUUUGUCAAUCAAUUAUGUUGUUGUUUUUUAGUUGUCAUUUUAUGACACUGUGAUUUAUGUCUCUGUAUGUUUUAUCAGCUCUUUAAUUGAAGUAAUAUGUGGCAUGGUAAUCUAGCAGAUUAACAAGAGAUAAACAUAUGUAUAAUUGUAGCUAGAAUAAGAUCAAUUAUAAUCAAUACUGAUGAGAAUAUUUCAGGAAUGAUUUUGUCCUUAUAUAAUAUACGUAUUUAAUGUGUUUAUGUAACAAACUUAUCUCUUUAAUUAUUUGAUGAAUUAGAAUCUGAAUCAGAAAGUCUGGAUAUAAUUUAAAUUAACAUAAUCUACAUAAAAAUAUUUCAGUACUGCCAAAUGAUAAAUGAUUAAACUUGCUAGGUUUCUUCAACACUGCAACAACAUGCAUGAUUUCUUCUUUAUUUAUAAAUUAACAUAGGUAUGCAUUUGAUUGUUGGGCUUUAAGUCUCAAGAAUCAGUCAUUCUCAUAUGAAACUCCAAUGUAAUACAGUAUGUAGACUUGCCAACUUGAUUGAUAUGUCAACGUUUACUGUAACUGAAGGGCUUUCAGGUCAAAGAGAUCCAAUCUAAACAAAUUUCUUAUUUAGGCCCUAUGUUUAACACGCUUAAAUGUCUUAAUCUUUUUUUAUAUUAGCUCAUACAUGGUUUUCAUGCAAAACAAACUGUGAUGCAUUUUCAGACCUGUAUUCAAAAUCUUAAUUCUUUUUUUUUUUUUUAUACUGAGAAUUUUGCUAAUUUUUGUCUACUUGUGGUUUUCAUUUGCUAAGUGAUCAAUUAGUUUUGUUUGAUUUCAGAAGUGCCUUAAACAACUCAGCAAUGUAAGAGAUAACUGACUGUACCAUUUGAUUAUUAUAAAUGCUGAUUUACAAUAAAGUUUACACUUUCUUACUGUAGAAAAAGAUGUAAUGUUGACGUCAUACUGUGAAGGAUAAAAGAGCUAUUCUUAAGCUGGUACGAGGGCAUUAUGUAACAUAUUAGUUUGAUUGACAGUUUUGUAUUCUUGCAGACGGUUCUCUAUUUGGGACAGUGGUAGCCUAGUGGGUAGAGCUUUGGGCUAUCAACUGAAAGAUUGAGAGUUCGAAUCCCAACUCUGCUAUGCAGCCCCUGGCUCUUAACCCCUUUCUGCUCCAGGGGCACCAUACAAUGACUCACCCUGUGCUCUGACCCCAGCUUCCGAACAAGCUGGGAUAUGCGAAGAGAGAAUUUUGUUGUACUGUUCACCUGUAUAUGUAUAUAUGACAAAUAAAG